Molecule: messenger RNA, 1377 nt
Organism: Acaulospora morrowiae
Lineage: Eukaryota; Fungi; Glomeromycota; Glomeromycetes; Diversisporales; Acaulosporaceae
Source: the annotation of a GenBank genome assembly
AUGCCUGACAUACAUGUUAUAUUGUCUAUAGAUUUUGGAACAAAAUAUUCCACCUUUAGCUAUGCCCAUGUCUUAAAUAAAGCAGUAACUACGAAUGACUGUUGGCCGGGGGUGAUUGGCCAACUCAGAAUUGAAACUGCCCUCCAAUAUGACUCUGAUUUUCAAAACGUGAUAGCAUGGGGAUACGAAGCAUUGGCCACUAAAUCUACAAGAAAAAAUAAAAAAAAUAAAAUCAAGCCUGUUGAAUUAUUUAAACUGCAUUUGAGUGAUAUUCCUGAAUCUCAAAAACCUACAUUACCGUUGGCAAGAGAGUGUAUAACGAAGCGUUGGCCUAAUGUAGACUUUUACAACAAUGUUCACCUUAUACUUACUGUGCCCGCUGAAUGGUCGAAUCGAGAAAUCGAUAUUAUGAGAGAAUGUGUAUUUAAUGCAUCAUUGAUUAAGAAGAAAGAUUUUUCCAAUUUGGAUUUUGUAACCGAACAUGAAGCUGUCGCUCAUUAUUGCACGAAAAUUGCAAAGGAGUAUUUUAAUAUUAUUGGCAAAAAAUUUAUGAUUGUUGAAUGUGGAAGAGAAAUCACUUAUUUGACAACCCGAGAACUAUUGGAGAAUGGAUUUGGUGAAAUUGUAUCAAGAUAUGGUGAUUUUUGUGGAGGAUCAGAUGUCGAGCAGCAAUUCUUAAAAUUCAUUACACGUAAAAUUGGAGCGGUCGCAGUUGAACUAUUAAAAGAGCAGCAUUUUGGUCAAUACCAGUAUAUGAUUCACCAAUAUUCUAAAUGUAUUCAAAGUCGUUUUACCGGAGAUGAAUUUUUUUACGAAUUUGAUCUAGAAAAUGUUUGCCCGGUUAUAACGCAAUACGUUACGGGCCCAUUAAGAAGUAGAUUGGAAGAAGAUGAAUGGAUAAUUGAUUUUAAUUACGAAACCGUAAAAUCAUUUUUUGACCCAGUUAUCAAUAAAAUCAUCGGAUUAAUACAUGAAUUAAAUUCUGUUGAACCUUGUUCAGCUAUAUUUUUAAUAGGAGAAUUUAGCGAAUCAAAAUAUUUACAAUCAAUAGUCAAGGAACGCUUUAAAAAUGUUGUUGAUCAUAUAUUGAUUCCCCCUCAACCGACCUGUGCAGUUACACGAGGAGCAACCGAAUACGGAUUAAGAAAACCCACUUGUACAAUGAAAGCGACAAGUGAAAUAAACAAAUUGUUGCUCGGUGAAACGAGUGUAGGAAAAUACGGAUUAAGAAAAACUACUCAUACAAUGAAAGCGCCAAGUGAAAUAAACAUAUUAUUGCUCGGUGAAACGGGUGUAGGAAAAUCCACAUUUAUAAACGCCUUUGCAAACUAUCUAAGGUAUAACACUCUAGAUGAUGCGAAAGUUGGGGAGAUGGCA